GCGAGCGAGCGGGUGGGGGGCCAUGUCCUUCAAGCGGGAGGGGGAUGACCCCGGCCAGCUCCAGGUGCUCAAGAAACGGAGGGUGGCUGAGCUUUUGGCCAAUUACAUUCCCGAGGACGAAGCCUUGCUCCUGCGCAAUGGCAGGUACGCCUGCACCGUCUGCUUCCAAAGGCCGGUUUUUGACACUCUGGACAUGCUCACGGUUCACCGUUCAGGAAAGAAACACUUAGCCAGUUUGCAAAAGUUUUACGGGAAGAAGCAUUCCCUUGAGAACGAAGUUCAGAAACGCCAGCACCAGGCGUACCUGCAGGCGGAAGAAGACAGCGCCCAGGGGGCCCUGGGGCCGGCCCCUUUGCUUGCCCAGACGCGGAAGAUCACCUGGAACGCCUUGCUGAAGACUGUGCCCUACAGCAGCUGCUGCCGGCCCAAAAGGGAGGCCAGGGGCGAGGCCGGUGCCAGCUCUUCAGGGGCGAGUGCCAGCUUCAGAGCUGCUGGUGGUGCAGGGCUGCCCAAGUCCUCCAGUUCUGCAUUGGUGGGUGAAGAGCAGCAGGUUGGAGAGGAAGCGAGCUCCGUUUGCCCGGAGGCAGAAACUCAAGGGCGUGCUCCCAGGAAGAAGUUUGCCCGUCAAGGAAAGGGGCGCACGGCGCGGAAACCUUCUGGGCCCGACGAUCCGGAGAGGCGGCGAGCCUUGGAGCACUACCUGCAGCUGAAAAGUUCAGGGUGGAUCCAAGACGGGUCAGGCAAGUGGGUCAAAGAUGAGAACGUGGAGUUUGAUUCCGAUGAGGAAGAUCCUCCAAUGCUGCCUCCGUCGUGACGGCGAAACGGGUCGCUUCCCUGGGCAGAGGAACGGCUUUCCACCGGCCGUGCCUUGGAGACGUGCAGAGGGCACCAGGGGGCACCAAGCUGGCCUCUGUCAGAAGAUGCACAAAAGACUUCUGGCCCUGACACUGUGACCCUCAUGCACUUGAAACGCCCCUUUGCGGACUUUGUUGUUUCGGCUUUUAGUAUUCCUGUUACUUGUUUUCAUUCCUGCUCAGUUGCGUUUCCUGUUUUGUUUCUGUGGGGGCUGAAUUUGGUGCAUUCUUAAGUUUGCCAGACGAUUUCCAUUCGGCCCUUUGUAGCCGAGCAAGGCUGGGGAAAAAGCCGUUCAGAAAUCUUCAAAAUAAAAGAAUAAAUGUAUAUUUAGGGAAAGUGCUCCUGUUUAGCUGGAUGGACAA
Candoia aspera is the source of this 1217-nucleotide messenger RNA. It is a transcript of the gene SCNM1, whose product is annotated as sodium channel modifier 1. The coding region runs from base 23 to 814 and encodes 263 amino acids. The transcript has 8 exons. Gene Ontology annotation, cellular component: nucleus. Gene Ontology annotation, biological process: RNA splicing. The record is from RefSeq and is a predicted model, not a curated record. NCBI's taxonomy places the organism in Eukaryota, Metazoa, Chordata, Lepidosauria, Squamata, Candoiidae.